GGCCGCGCAGGCGCCGUGAGAGGCGGUAGCGGCGGCGGCGGCGGCGGUGGUGGUAGUAACGGCGGCAGCUGUGUGGGGGUUUCAGAAGAUGGUGCUGAUUAAGGAAUUCCGGGUGGUUUUGCCCUGUACUGUUCAGGAGUAUCAGGUUGGACAGCUUUAUUCUGUGGCUGAAGCUAGUAAGAAUGAAACUGGUGGUGGUGAAGGAAUUGAAGUCUUAAAAAAUGAACCUUACGAGAAGGAUGGAGAAAAGGGACAGUAUACACACAAAAUUUAUCACCUAAAGAGCAAAGUUCCAGCAUUUGUGAGGAUGAUUGCUCCUGAGGGUUCCUUGGUGUUUCAUGAAAAAGCCUGGAAUGCAUACCCCUACUGUCGAACAAUUGUAACGAAUGAAUAUAUGAAAGAUGAUUUCUUCAUUAAAAUUGAAACAUGGCACAAACCAGACCUGGGAACAUUAGAAAAUGUACACGGUUUAGAUCCUAACACAUGGAAAACCGUUGAAAUCGUCCACAUAGAUAUUGCAGAUCGAAGUCAAGUUGAACCGGCAGACUACAAAACUGAUGAAGACCCAGCAUUAUUCCAAUCAGUCAAGACCAAGCGAGGCCCUUUGGGACCCAGCUGGAAGAAGGAGCUGGCAAACAACCCAGACUGCCCUAAGAUGUGUGCCUAUAAGCUGGUGACCAUCAAAUUCAAGUGGUGGGGACUGCAAAGCAAAGUAGAAAACUUCAUUCAGAAGCAAGAAAAAAGGAUAUUUACGAACUUUCAUCGCCAGCUCUUUUGUUGGAUUGACAAGUGGAUUGAUCUGACAAUGGAAGACAUUAGAAGGAUGGAAGAUGAAACUCAAAAAGAACUAGAAACAAUGCGUAAGAAGGGUUCCGUCCGAGGCACAUCGGCUGCUGAUGUCUAGAUCAGGGUCAGAGACAAUAUCAAACUGUUUACGUAAUCAAGGUCAAGUGAGGGGAACAAGUGCAGCCAGUGAUGAGUAAAGAAGAAUCGGACCAGUGUCUUACAGUGUUGACGUUUCCCAGACAUGUGCAUACGACUUUGUACACACAUGCAGAGGUUCCCAACCACGUGUGUAUAUAUGUAUGUGUGUGUAGAUCUGUAGCUGUAUAUAAAACGCAUGUAGAGCUACAGAUAAAGGUACACACAUUUGUGUAUAUAUAUAUGUACAUACAUACAUAUGGAAGGGAUUAGUACAAUGUCUCCAAAGUACUGUACCUAUCUUCGGCAAGAAUGCAGAAGAAAAUAUUUUCAAUAUAUAUACCUGGAACAGAUUUUAAUAAUUAUCAGAGUAAUAUCAUUAAUGGACAAAUUGACUGCAACAUAAUACUAGCUGGUAUGUUUCAUAAAUGUCAAGUUGUGGACCAAUAUAUAUAUAUAUAUAUAUAGCCUUUUAUUAUCUUUCCAUUCUUUAAAUCAGUCUUAAAAAUUUUUAUUUUAGACCCAUAAGCAAACAGACUCCCACAGAAAAAUUCAUCCUAAAUUUUUUUGGUAUCUUAAUGAAUCUGGGAUGUAAACUUUGAAUGUAUUUAUAACUAUUUAUUUCUGGAUGGUCGUCAUCUUACAGCCAAAUUUGACAAUAUCUACUAGUGAGGGGUAAAGUCACUGGCAAAUUUUUACUUGUUUGCCCUGAACAAAAAAUCCUUUUAAAAAAUUUCCGGUUUUUAUUGGAUCUUUGUAUUUUAAAUUUCAAGUAUUUUUCUACAUCAAACCUAGCAAAAAUGGAGAUGACGGUUUCUGAUUUAUAAUAAACACUAUACAACUUUCAAGCGCCUGUUAGAAAAAGGAAUUAAGAAAUUAAAUCUUAAUAAUAUUGUAGGCUGUGUAGAAAAAGUGGAUGUAUAGCACUUCCAUGGAGUCUUGUUUCUGAAAUGACUGUUUUCUGAAAUCGCAGCUUGGAAACUAUGCAAAUGGUCUAGAUUCCUCACAGCUUACACAAUAGGAUACAGUGAUGAUGUUUUGCUCUUUUCAUGUUGAAAUACACUUUAAGGGUGGGGAGAGGAUGCUGACUUUGAGACAGCAAGAAAGACCCAGCAAGAGGCUUGCCUGCCUGUGGUUAGGGGGCCCUGCUGAGGGACUGGUGUGCCUCUGCCCUUUCGAUGUGCUCUCAAUUGCAAGGUCCAUGGGAACGGAUCCUGGAUCGGCAUGAUGAAAAUGCCGCAAUGCUGGUGAGACGCUGUUGCCUUUGGGGGGA
This is a messenger RNA of Choloepus didactylus (southern two-toed sloth), 2194 nucleotides long. It is a transcript of the gene PITPNB, whose product is annotated as phosphatidylinositol transfer protein beta. Gene Ontology annotation, molecular function: phosphatidylinositol transfer activity; phosphatidylinositol binding; phosphatidylcholine intramembrane carrier activity. Lineage: Eukaryota; Metazoa; Chordata; Mammalia; Pilosa; Megalonychidae. The record is from RefSeq and is a predicted model, not a curated record. The transcript is spliced from 12 exons. Gene Ontology annotation, cellular component: cytoplasm. Gene Ontology annotation, biological process: phospholipid transport. The coding region runs from base 89 to 904 and encodes 271 amino acids.